Molecule: messenger RNA, 3909 nt
Organism: Closterium sp. Naga37s-1
Lineage: Eukaryota; Viridiplantae; Streptophyta; Zygnematophyceae; Desmidiales; Closteriaceae
Source: the annotation of a GenBank genome assembly
AUGCUCCCAGAGGCAUCCGUUAAGAGCAGCUUCUUUGCGACUCCCGUUAAGAUGCAUCAGUUCGCGGUGCACACGUUCCGCCGCUCCGCCGACCGUUGGAUGCCGCUCAAGCUCGUCUUCUGCCACGUCAGCGCUGACGUGUGCCAGCAGUGGUCGGACCGCAUCCUCUCGCUGCUGCGCGUCGACCCGGAGCGCCCUAGGAGCCUCCUAGUGUUCGUGAACCCAAUAGGCGGGCGGAAGAAGGGAUUAAAGACAUGGGAGGCGGUGCGACCCGUGUUCGAUCGCGCAGGAGUCGCCGUGCAGGUGGUGGUAACCAGCCGUCGCAACCACGCGCGCGACAUGCUGCAGAACGCGUCGGACAAGGAGCUUUGCCAGCUGGACGGGAUCAUCGUCGUGGGCGGCGACGGGCUGUUCAACGAGGCGCUCAACGGGCUGGCGAGGCGGCGCCAUCGCGCCUUCCCGUGCGUGCGCCCCGCUCGCCUGCGCCUCCCCCCGCCCUCCACUUCCGCCCCUCGCGGUGCCAGCAGAAGCGGCGCCUGCGGGGGGGGAAGCGGGAGUGCAGAGGGGAAGGCAGUGGGGGACAUGUUAGGGAGUGUAGGGAAGGAGGAACUUGGAUCGAAUGGAGCUACGUUGGUUAAGGGCAGUGGAGUAGGCGCAGGGGAUUUAAGAUUAGGAGGCGGUUUAGGAGCUGAUUUGGGAUCAGAUUUGGAGCAGCUGCCAGCCUGGCAGGGUGUGACAAGAGCAGAGAAAGAAGAGGAGGAGGAGAGGGAGGAGGAAGAGGAGGAGGAGGGGGAGGAGGAGAAGGCAGUCCAGGAGUUUGUAGUUGUUUCAGAUGGCGAUACUGUGUAUGCUGCUGAUGGUGCUGCUGCUAAGCCAACAGGCUCGGCCCAGCCCUGCGCUCCAGGUUUGGCGAGAAAGCUGACGCUCGGCAGGUUCUGCAGGCAGGAGAGCGAGUUGGUGGCGGCAGGUGCAGUGAAUCUGGACAUGGGCAGUGCAGGGCAGGCAGGUGGGGUGAAAAAGGGAGGAGACGGGGAGAGGAAUGGGGAGGAGAGAGGAGGGGAGGAGGAGGGGGAGGAGGAGGGGGGGAGGGAGGGGAGGAAGCGAGUGGGGAGCAAGGGAUGGUUGGCUGCUGCAGGGUUGAAGUUGACCAACUGGCGGCGUGAUAGUGACAAGGGCACUGACACAUGCGAACAAAACGGCGGGCGGCACGCUGACGUGGACGGUGAUGAUUCGCCGAGAGGAGGCGUCAAUCUUUUUAGCUACUAUGCGACUCCUAAGGCCGGAUCGUACUAUGAGACUCCUAAGCCUGGUAAUGGCGGCUCGGGUGGAUAUUAUUUCCCUACUCCUAAGGAGGGGGGCGGCGGGGUGAAGGGAUUUUACGAAACGCCCAAGGGGCAGCAGGCUCGGCGCAGCUUCGGCCGAACCAGUUUUGGUCCGGGGGUUAGAAAUGCGACGUUUUUGAGUGACUGGGGGACGGUGCGGGAGGGGGAGGAGGGGGAGGAGGAGGAAGGGGGAGAGGGGGUGGAGGAGGGAGGAGUGGAGGAGUGGGGGGAGGGAGGAGUGGGAGAGGAUGGCGGAGUGGGUCUGUGUCUACCUAGGAGGCUGAGGAUUGGCAUCAUCCCUGCUGGAUCCACAGAUUGCAUUGCCAUGAGCCUCGUUGGUUCCCGAGACCCUGCCACGUCAGCACUGAACGUUGUGAUUGGCCGACGCACUCCCAUGGAUGUCGUGCGGGUAACUUCCUGGAAACCCGCCUCCUCCUCCCCCACCUCCUCCUCCUCCUCAUCCUCCCCGUCCUCCCCCACCUCCUCCUUCAACCCUCCUGCUACCUCCUCAAACCAAACGUCACACACCCCGUCCGAGCCUACAUUCUUGCCGAACCUCUCAUCCGAACCUACAGACCUGGCUUCCGGCCAAGCCACCGUCCUUGCUUCGGCAUCUCCCCUCUCCUCCUCCCCCGAUUUCUCCUCUUCCGCCCCCGCUUCCCCCUCCUCCCUGUCCUCCUCCCCUUCGGCCCUAUCCGAAUCGUCGAUGACUCGGUUCCAGGUUGGCGCUGACUCAGCAGCCGAGGUUGCUGAGUCAGCACAACCGGCAAAAGCAGAGGAAAGAGGAGGAGAUGCGGGAGGGUGGGUGGAGAGAAGAGAGAUAGAUGCAGCAAAGGAAGGAGCAGCGGAAGGUUCCAGGAAGGUGGACGCGGCGCAGCAGAUGGAGUGUGAUGUCCGAUACGCUGCAUCAUUCUUCGGGUACGGCUUCUAUGGCGCAGUGACCAAGGAGAGUGAAGCACUCAGAUGGAUGGGGCCGGCCAGAUACGACUAUGCGGGGUUCAUGACUUACAUGCGCCACAGGUCGUACGAAGCAGAGGUGUCAUUCUUCCACGUGCCUGAGCCUGACCAACCAUCCAUGCACAGGAGAAGCACCACGACCCGCCCAGAAAUUUGCACCGCUGGAUGCUCGGUGUGCGCCAACGGCCAGGAUCUUUCGCUGCUGGCACGAUCAGCCCUGGGAUUCGAGGCCAUAGGUCCCUCGCAGUCAGCUGUUGGUCUGGCCUCCCUUCUCACCCCUCUCAACUGCACUGUUGCUGACACUGCUGCUGCUGACACUGCUGCUGCUGAUGCUGCUGCUGUUUCGCCAUCCUACCAACCUCCUCCUGCCGCUCCCGACGCUGCUGCUGCUAGAGCCGCAGAAGCCGAUAAGCACAUGCUGCCCUCACCUCCUCCCCUAGAAGCUGCUGAUGCUGACGUGGCAGCGGCGGAUUCGCCGCAGCCGCUGACGUGGGACGAGGCGACGCCAGGCUGGCGCACCGUGAGAGGCCGGUUUCACAGCGUGGGCGGCGCGGUGAUCUCGUGCCGCAACGACAAGGCGCCAGAUGGCGUCGCGGCACACGCCCACCUGGCGGAUGGGAAUCUGAACCUCAUCAUGAUCUGCGAGUGCUCACGGGCCGAAUACCUCCAGCAACUCCUGUGUCUGGCCAUCAAGGGCGCAGAUCCCCUCGACUUCCACUUCGUCCAGCACCACAAGACCCCAGCGUUCACGUUCAAAGCCAUGGGGGAGCAGGGCUUCUGGAAUGUGGACGGUGAACUGGUGGAGGCGAGUGAGCUGUCAGCGCAGGUGUUCCGAGGGAUGGUGGAUAUGUUCGGCAGCGGACCAGAUGUGUACCGCGUGUGUCUCUUCUGCUACGAGCGUAUCAAGCUCGAACUAAACAGCCUCUGUCCCAGCUGCCGCACCCCCUACGGCGUCCCCCAACCUCCCUCCCCAUCCGCUGCUGAUAUGCCAGCCGCAACAGCAAGAGCCGCGACUGGAAAGAAAGUGAAGGGUGCGGCCAAUGGGCGAGUGACAGGUGGCAGCGGAGGGCUGGAGAGCAGCGGGAAAGCGGCGGAGAGGGGUCGGGGAGGAGGGGGGAGUGUAGUUGUGGGGUAUGGGGGUGGAGACGGCUGGGGAGGAGCCGGGGGGGUGGUGGUAGUGCGAACGACUGGCAGGCUGGCUGCGAGUGGUGGGACUGGCAGGGCUGAUAUCCUCGCUGGCUCUGCUAACGGCGUCGCUGCUGCCUCUGCUGCUGCUGCUGGUAGUGGUGGGGCUGGGGCUGGGGCUGGUGGUGCUGGUUUCGGUGGUAUCGGCAGUGGGUUUGGUGGGAUGAUGGGAGGAAUGAGGGGGUUCAACCCGCCGAUUUCAGCCAUGGCGUCUUCGCCUCUCAUGCAGCUCUCGCCCUCCGCGCCACUCACUGGUAUGCAUCCCACCGCUCUGCAUCCCACCUCUCUGCAUCCCACCGCUCUGCAUCCCACCACUCUGCAUCCCACCCGUUCUGUCUGCAUCCCACCCGCUCUGCCUCCCACCCCCUCCUUCUCUGCACCUCCCUUCUCUGCGCCCCCUCCACUGUACCCCCUUCUCCCCCCAUCUGCACAUCCAUUCGUUUGA